AUGGCUUCUCUCGCCAUGUUUCGUCUCACAGCUCGUCCCGCCACUUCCGCCUUCCUCAGACCCUGCACCCGGUCGUUCAAGAGAGCUCCAGCUGUCACUCAAUCGUUUUCCGCAAGGUCCCCAUUCAGCUCUUCGGCCAUCCAAAGAAGUGCCGGCCACGAAGACGAAACGUUCGAGGAAUUCUCUGCGAGGUACGGUCCCGAUGGAGCUUGGUCUGGGGUAUACUGGUCGUCGAAGCACUAUUUGGCGCUGCUGCAAAACACAUUGGCUGAUGUCUUUGAGCUUCAGCGAAACCUCAACAAUGCCUUUGCCUACGAUCUCGUCCCUUCUCCCGGGGUUGUGACAGCUGCUUUGAAAGCUGCCAGACGUGUCAACGAUUUCCCUACAGCUGUGAGAAUAUUUGAAGGCAUCAAAGCAAAGGUCGAGAACAUUCAACAAUAUCAGGAAUACCUAGAGGAGCUGAAACCUCUGCGCGAAGAGCUCGGGAUUAACCUGAAAGAAGACCUCUAUCCCGAAAACAGUGACAGCCCAUACCACAACCCAUAG
Fonsecaea nubica is the source of this 546-nucleotide messenger RNA. Its product is annotated as cytochrome c oxidase subunit 6, mitochondrial. Lineage: Eukaryota; Fungi; Ascomycota; Eurotiomycetes; Chaetothyriales; Herpotrichiellaceae. The record is from RefSeq and is a predicted model, not a curated record. The transcript has 4 exons. Gene Ontology annotation, cellular component: mitochondrial inner membrane. Gene Ontology annotation, biological process: mitochondrial electron transport, cytochrome c to oxygen. The coding region runs from base 1 to 546 and encodes 181 amino acids.